Molecule: messenger RNA, 15121 nt
Organism: Leptopilina boulardi
Lineage: Eukaryota; Metazoa; Arthropoda; Insecta; Hymenoptera; Figitidae
Gene: cic
Product: putative transcription factor capicua
Exons: 22
Coding region: 1664-7597 (1977 amino acids)
Biological process (GO): regulation of transcription by RNA polymerase II
Cellular component (GO): nucleus
Molecular function (GO): DNA-binding transcription factor activity, RNA polymerase II-specific; RNA polymerase II transcription regulatory region sequence-specific DNA binding
Source: RefSeq, a predicted model, not a curated record
UAACCGCCAAAUUAAAGUUAACGUUCCCCGCGUGUGAAAAAUCAAUUAUUUUCUAAUUUAAGAGUAUUAUUAAACAUUAUUUAGUACAAUAUUUAGUCAAAAGAUAGGUAGGAACAUUUUUAAUUAACAAAUAUUAAGAAUUAUUAAGUUCAGUUCAGUAUUUUGCUCAAAAAAGUGAAAAGUGUAUAGUGUACAUGAUUUUGUGAUUUGAUGGUUAAUGAAAGAUAUCAACGUUUCUAAAAUGAAUUUCAAUCGAUUAGUGACCUGUAAAAAUUUUCUAAUUCAAGAUUAUAGAUUGAUAAAAUUGAAAUUAAAAUUUUUGAAAGUUGUCGCGAUGAGAUCACCCCCACCUAACCUAACUCUCCGUCGAUUUCUCCCCACUUCUACUAGGGUGACGUGCACCCCUCUCUAUUCCCCGUAGAUGAUGUUAGUCACCUCAAGGACGUUUACUGUAAUUGGGAUAGGUCGGCUGGUUGUUCUGUUGUUCAGAACGAACAAAAUGUGACAGAAGACUAGACAAGAAAUAUAACCAUAGCCCGCGCCGGUGUGUUUUCAAGAUGGCGGCGCUCCCAUUUACAUAGUCUUAUUAUAUUUUCUCAAGUUAAAUUUCUGUGUCUUUGAAUAAUAUGUUUGUGAUUCUUAGUAUUGUGUCGGGCCACGGUAGAAAAAGCAAUUGCCGAUUCGUAAACGUUUCUGUGAAACUUUAAUAAAAAAAAGAGAAAAAAAAAGUUCGACACUAGCGCCAGAAAUAUCCUGGAAAUCAUGACAUUCCACCUCCUCACCAUCGUCGCCUUUGUUCGGACUUUACCUCUGUUAAGGUACUACCAGCGGUCACACAGGUAAAAAUCAGUGUCGAUGGGGCAAAAACGAAGUCUUGAUGAGUCUUCCCUAAAUUCCCAGGAUUGAAACACACGAAACGAUCGCCGUCCGUCUUCAUUUUGCGUUAUAUUUCGUAGUGAAGGCAAAAAAAAAGUGAGGUUACAUUUUCUCACCGUCGCGAUUUUUAUUAUUUUAAUAAAAUGUAAUUUCCACCUGUCAGUAAUAUCAAAAAAGUGCUAAAAUGUUUAAAAUAAUACAAAGUCGCUAUUUAAUUGCCUUUAAAACUGUGAAUUAAAGUGAAGUUUUAUUGGGAGUUCAACUCUGAUAAAGUAUGCUCCAAAGUGUGAAUUUAAGCAAAAAACAAUUUUGGUGGAAAAACUUGUGUUGAAACGAAUUUAUAAAUGUGUUGGAAAUUUAUUUUUAAUUAUCGUGAGUGAAAGUUUUCUCCGUUUUUUGGAUUUUCCAAGAGAACCAUCUUUAUUAUCAACCUAAUGGAUGUAAGCAACGGAUCUGGAUAAAUCUCUUAACGAAACUGUUGACAAAAGUGAGAAAAAUUAAGAAGGAGGAAGUGUUGGACUAAAAAGAGAAUCUUUGGGGGAGGAUGCUCGGCAGCUGGGUUUGGGAAGAAGAAGAAGAAGAAGAAGAAUUGGAGCUGGGAGAGGGAACAACCGUUUUGCAAGAUAAGCCAAGAAGUGUGAGCCCUGACACAACACAUCCCGUCCCCGACAGCCGGGUGCUAAGGUAUGCACCCAGCCGUUGCCAUCAUCCUCCCACCUUCAACUUACCGCACUCCGGUCUACAGCCUCCUCUCAUCUAUAUCGAUUAGCAGUGUGAGGCGGGCAAAAUGCUGACUGCGCAUCCUGAGAUGCAUGAGAAGAGGGAUAUUGUCCCCCUUGGUGGUGGGGGGCAAUAUGGAACUGGCGGGGGUGGUAUGGUGAUUAAUGAAAAAUGUACCGCUGAUCAACCACCCCCGCCACCACCGCCUCCCCAACGUGAUCCAUCAGAUCCAACGAUCAGCGCCAAGAAAUUACCGAAGAAAAGAAAAUUUGAUCCAUCAGAACUUGAGGAAAUGGAUAAGACAAGCAAUGUUACCGCAAAUGUUAAUAAUAUGAUUAUACGCGCCAAUAAUCAACCAAUCAGUUAUACAUCCUGUCAUCAGUCGUUGUCAUCAUCAUCAUCGUCAUCAAUUCAUUCAAAUACAAUGUCUUUGCAACAUCCUCAACGGCAACACUCGCCGAUUCAACAAGUACCUGUUCAAGAAUGCUUUCAGAUAACCUCAGGCCAGUCGGUGGUUGUUUUGCCUCCACAGAGUACAGCAGUGGAUUAUUCAUUACGUGAUGAAUCGCCACGUUCUCGUCCACGGCCACAUCCCGUCGGAAUUGAUCUCAGCGAGUGGUGCAAUCAUCGUGUGUUAGCAUUAAGAGAUUCACGUUAUUUUCCUGGUGUAAUACGUAGCGCGAGUCAUGGUGAAGUUCGGAUUGAAUUUGAUGGUGAAGGAAAAAUAGUGCAUUACAGUGAUGUAUUUGGCGUUGGCAAGUACGAUGUGAUAAGCGAUGCAAGCCCAUCAGUGGGCCAAGUGAAAAUAGAUACAAAAGUGUGCGUCAGAUGUCCAACGACAAAUUGUCACAUUGACGCAAUGACUAAUAUGUUUGUUAAAGGGACUGUGUGCAAAAUAUUAACAAGGCCAAAGGGUUUUGUUGUUAAAAUACCAAGGGACGACGAUCAAAGUGACAGUUUUAUUGUGAAACGUGCUGAUUUAAGAUUGGUGCAACCACCAUGGUGGGAUGAACUUGAAGAGGGAAUGGAAGACUGCGAAUCAUCGACUGAUUAUCGAAAUUCCUUGGAUGCUUCAGGGACGAUUUUACAAUUGCAUUCGCAUCAGCAAACGUCUCAUGUAUCGACACAUGGCGAUACGAGUAGUUAUUAUAGAACUACUGCUACAAGUCCACUUAUGCCGUUGACAAGUACACCGGUUCAUUCGGCAGCACUUAGUAAUGGGACUAGGCCGUAUGACGAUAUUGAGAGUGAAGAUGAUUUAGAUCGAGAAGAUAUUGCAUUUCCGGAUGCAGAUGCAAAAUUGUCGGGAAGCAGUAAAAGAAGUAGCAUGCAAAGUCGAGGUAGUACUAGUAGUCUUGUUGAGCAACGAAGCAUAACUCCUCGUUCUCAAGCUGCUACACCCAGAUCUCAGGCGGCAACGCCACAUAAAUAUAAAAAGGGUGAUAUAGUAGUUACUCCAAGUGGAAUUAAGAAAAAAUACAAUGGCAAGCAGUGGAGAAGGCUCUGUUCGAAAGAAGGAUGUUCCAAGGAGAGCCAACGACGAGGUUACUGCUCUCGUCAUCUUAGUCUAAAAGGGUCCGGCCUUAGAGGACCAACAAAUACCUUUCCUGGGGGAAGAGUUGACGGAGAAGAAACUUCAAGAGAUUCAGAAACAUCACCAAAUUAUGGAGACAGAAGAAUAGCUGGCAGAUUUGAUCAAGACGAAACUGAAGCUGCUAAUAUGCUCGUAUCCUUAGGAAGUUCGAGAUCAGCGACUCCAGCGUUCUCGUCGCCAACGGGUCAAUCAUCAAUAUCACCGUGCAUAAAUCAAUCUCCGGUACCGGCAUUGGGCCUGAAUCAGAACAAUGUUUUUAUGCCAAUCUCGAGUCCGGCACAUCAUGUGACACCAUUAAUAUCCCCCAGUGCAAAAUGGAAACAUUCGCCAACACAGUCAAAUUUUUUGGUGCAAUACCAGCAACAGGUGAUAAAGCCGGAACCAAAUCGAAUGGUGAGACCAAAUAGACCGGCACCGACUGCUCCAGCCCCAGCUAGUAUAGGAACCAGUGUUAUAAGAAUCUCCCCAGUUGGACGUGGAAUGCCCAAUCAGAAUUUAUCGCUCUCAUGGUCAGAGCAAAGUCCACCGCCGAGACAUCCUUCGGUUGUCACGUCAAUUGCUCAACAACAUCAACAACAACAACAUCAACAACAACAACAGCAGCAACAUCAACAACAGCAACAACAUCAACAACAGCAACAUCAGCAGCAUCAACAACAGCAACACCAACAACAUCAGCAUCAACAGCAUCAGCAGCAACAACAACACCAACAACAACAAGGCAUAAUACUACAACAAGCACUGACUUCAAAUAAUGGAUUUCCGACACAUUCCGACAUUUCCGAACAGCAAAAUCAAUUAUUAAAACAGCCACAUUCGCCUCAUGUUCCAUUGACGGCACCUCCACCACAAACUCCAUUAACUCAUUUACAUAAAACUCAAGAACAACCCGUUGAUUAUGCUCAACCUCAAACACAAUCACAAUCACUCUACGUAAUGCAGCAACAUGAAAAAAAGUAUUUUGUUAUAAAAAAUAGUAUGGAAGUUGCGUCACCAGUGCACGUUGUCAAUCAAGAUGAAAAAUAUCGUCAUUCUUUAAUUAAUCCAAUUGGCUCUCUUCCAUCGUUACAUCAAAUCCAGUGUCAACCACCACCACAAUCGCCAGCGGCGGCUCCAUCAUCCGUUCAUGAGAAAAUGUCAGUUGUACAACAGACGAAUAAAAUAAUUCCUCACAUACCUGUUCAUACGGAUAUACAAAGGAUUCAACCUCCACCAGCGAAUGUUGUUAUAGCAGCAACUACAACGGCGCCUGUUACAAAUAUUUCCACUCCAACAAGUGUCUAUCAACAAGUCAUUGUACAACCAACACCUCAUUUAAUUCAAGUACCCAAAAGUGUUUGUCAACUUCCACGUGAGGAAAGCACAAAGAAUAAUGGAGUUUUAUAUGGCAGCCAUGAUGUUACUUCUGCAUACCAGCCCCAUCCCCCAACAUUUCUCAACAGUGCAGGACGCAAUUGGAAAAAAGCUUUUUCCUGGCAGACAGUAUUGGAUCAACCAGAAGUGAGUCCACCUCCAUCGACAUUAAGUCCACCAUUGAGUGCACCGCCAAUUCCAAUGACAAUUGGCAAUCCUCCUGAAGAUGGUCCUGGACCAGAACCAAUAACCCCAGCUGAGGAAGAAGAUGACGAUGUUUUUGAGCCCACGCCCAUUACACCAUCGGAAAUCGAGGCUAAUGCCAAUAAACGUCGUAGUCAAUCCCUCAGCUCUUUGCAUAAUAAAGAACCACAGAGUCCGCUCAAGACAAAAGACCGAAUUCGUAGGCCAAUGAAUGCAUUUAUGAUAUUCUCGAAACGUCAUCGGGCAGUAGUACAUCAAAGGCAUCCAAAUCAGGAUAAUCGUACGGUAUCGAAAAUCCUUGGCGAAUGGUGGUACGCAUUGGGUCCAGAGGAGAAACAAAAAUAUCACAAUCUCGCCUCAGAAGUAAAGGAAGCACAUUUUAAAGCGCAUCCCGAAUGGAAAUGGUGUAGUAAAGAUAGACGAAAAUCAUCGACAACAAGUUUUAAGGGUGGUGAUCAAAGAGGAAAAUUAAAUAGUACCGGUGAAGAAACAGAUGCUGGACCACCAUCCGAUGAUGUUCCAUUAACACCAAGAGCAAAUGAUGAUGUCACAAUGCCUGUUAAUUCUAUCUACAACGAAAAUCCAACAGUUGAAGUCAGCCAGUCGUACAGUACUCAUCGAAUACCAGAAGCAACGUUACAUGUUGAAAGUACAGAAUUAGAAACAAAACAGGAGGAAGAGGCAAACGCCUCUGACGAUGAUCAAAUGGUUAUUUGUGAAGAUCCUCAACCGGAAAUAGAUUUAAAAUGUAAGGAUAAAUUAAUUGACAGCGACAAUGAGGGACAGGAUGAUGAUCCUGAGAAAAAAAUGCAAAUUUAUUCAACAGGUGGACAAAAAUCGGAUGCUGUCAAAACGGACAUUACUUGUAGGCCAAAACCAAUCAAAGCACGUCUACCGUCAACGAGCAUAGAAACAACAGCUAAAUAUCAUCAUGCUUCUUUGGACAAGGGUGGCACAGUUUCCGUUUUAUCGACCACAUAUCCUUAUCACAGUCCCGUCAAUCCCACAGGAGUGUCAGGCUUUCAACCAACUGGAGGAGCUUUCAUCACCAUGCCCGUAUCGCCCAAAGUCAUCAAACCGGAAGCCGUGAAAAGCGAACAACAAUACAGCACACAAUACACUGUCAACAAUCUUGUUGCCAAUGUCCAUCCUGAAAAUGGAAGAAACAAAUUCACAGCUGCACCAGUAUUACAUUCUAUUGGAUCGAAACCCAUGAUGGCUCUGUUAAAACAACAGCAGCCAUUACAACCUUUAGGCACUGUUCAUCGACAACCAAUUACAACAACAACUUAUCCAUCGUCACUCACUUUAACAUUGGUUGAUCAUGAUCAACUUGUGACUGUUUCUAAACCUCAACAGACUGCACAAUAUAUUGGGCCAGCUGGACCUCAUUCACGAAUGUAUUGCGGAUUUCAAAUACCAAUUUCCGAUGCCAGUGGACGUAACAUAUCUGUACAAAAUCUAAUUCCCGGUAAAGUAGAAUCCCAUGGUGUUAUUGUUAGUAAAUCAUAUCCUGUUUCAACAUCAAAUCCCAGUACUCCAAGUUAUCGAGGAAUAGGUCAUUCAAUCGCUAGACUCGCAGAACCCGAGAAAAAUGAAAAUCACAAUCAAACGUAUGUAAAUAACAUUAAAGAGCAAGAGAGAAAAGAUACUGUGAACAAUUUGAUGAUUAUCGAGAAACAAAAACCACCAUCAACGCCUCAUACACCCCAUACUCCUCAUAGCAAUUCCGGAAGUGGUGGUGAUCAUUCGUCUAAUAAAUCGUAUACUGUAGAUGAAACAAUGGGUUCUGCUAAUGAUGUUGCUACCAAUAAAGGAACUUUUAUGUUAGCGCCCACACCUGCACAACUUGGUCGAGCACCUUUACAAAGGAGACAAUCAAUGGCAAUGCCUCCCACAUCAAAUGCAGGAGAUCAUGGGCCUCUAACGUCUCAACGUUCAGACAAUAGAUCACUUAAUAGUUCGUCCCAAAAUACGGAGCAAAUUUUACAACAAAAUUUGUCAGAAUCUCUCGCAUCGCCUUCACCUUCAACAAAAAAAGGUUCUUUCUUCAAGAAAAACUUCGAAGACGGCAUGGAUAGGGUCCUUGAGCAAGUCAAUUUCCAAGAAAAAUUUUCAUCAUUACCGGAAUUUAAACCGGAAGAUAUCCAAAGUCCUAGUGCAAUUAGCUUGAACGCAUCGGCCGGAACAUCGGCUCAUGGCCCCGUCACUGCAAAUUUACAUUCUUCCAAUAUCGCCUCAUCCUUGCAAAGUUAUCGCAAAAAAUCUAUAUCAGGAUCUCAUCGUGCUUCAAUUAACGAGGAAGAAAUGGAAUCCGAUGUGCCAGUUUCAGCGACAUCAAAAUCAACAACAAAUGUAAAAUUAACUGGCAAUACCUUCUUUGGACCGGAUUUCAAUGUUGAUGCUUAUAGAGCUAGUACGGAUAUUUUGGGUGAUGUUGAUGCAACAUCACCGCGAACACCAAAAACACCGGGCGGAGGUGUAGGUGGAAAUACAAAUGUUGGUGUCAAUAGAAGUGAUAAUGAACGUGGUCAUAGGAAAAUUUUAGAGCAACGACGACAACUUGUUAUGCAAUUGUUUCAAGAAAAUGGUUAUUUUCCAUCAACGCAAGCUACCUCUGCAUUUCAGGCGAAACAUUCGGAUAUUUUUCCAAGUAAAACAAGUUUGCAAUUAAAAAUUCGUGAAGUUAGACAAAAACUUAAAUCUAAUUCAACUCCAAUGAGCGCCAAUAGUCUUGUGAGUCCUCUGCCCACUUCUGAACCAUCACCUAAUAUUUCUGGUCCCUUGACUGCUCCUCCCACAUCAAUGGGAGCUCCCCAAUCACUGCCUGUAAGCAGCAGUGGUAGCUAGCACCCACGAGUCAACUGUGAUACUUUGCAUCCCCUAAUUCCUAAACAUGAAUACAUCAUUAUCCUCUGAAAAGGAUGCUGCUGUUUCGUCUUGGUAAAAAAAAAAAGAAUUGUUAAUGUACAGUUUCCUUUGGAUAAACUGUAAGGCUUCAGUGCAAUUUGAAAUCUUGAUCUAAUGUGUUGUAUAGGUAAAUUUACAAGCGUGCUAACAUACAAACGUCAGUUAUAUUCAAAGAACAAACUUAAAUAUAUUAUAUAUAAAUAUUAUAUAGUAAUUUCUCAACAAUGAUAAGCGAAUGCACAAAAAAAAAGAAAGAAAUUAAAUUUCUUGACCUCAAUAAACCUUCGAUAGGUGUGAGUUCUUUAUCUCCAAAUAAUCGAAGACAAUACGAAUCUCUAUUCUAAAUUCAAAGACAGUCUCUCUCUCCCUCUCUAUAUGUCUCUCUCUCUCUCUUUUUCUCUCUAUUAAAAAAAAAGAGAACUUGAAUUUAUUUUGGUACGAGACUGUGUAGAAUAAAUUAUAAUAUUAUUAUAGAAGCUGAUCGUUGUAGAUUGGCACGCUUAAGCCUAAGCCAUUGUUAAAUGUUGUUGAAAAUACUAUGAUGACAAGGAAACUGAGGGAGAGAGAAAAAAAAACAGAGUGCAUGUAUGCGUGAGAAAUGAAUCGGAGAACUAUUAGAAUUAUAUAACAAGAAAUUAUAAAAAUCAGAGUUUAUAUACUUUAGUUAUACUUCAAUAAUAUUACUAUAUAGUUGAAAAAGAAAAGCUCUAUGGAUUGAAGGAUAAAAAAAAAACAACUGCAUUAACCAUAGCACAAAAAAAAAGUUAUGUAUCCGCAAAAACAUAAUAUUUAUUCUAUCGUGUAAAACACUGUGGCAAGUCUUGAAAAAAAAAGAGAGAACGAAAAAUUUCCGAAAGAGUUAAAAAAAAAAAAAAGGUCUAUUAUUAUACCCGCGGUCUUGAAUUCAAGACUAUGCGCGGUGUGUUUUUUGGUGAUUUCUAGAUUAUAUCAUAUAAAGAAUGAAAAGCAAAAAAUAAAAAAAAAAAAAAAAAGAACGUGCCAUUGUGCGGCGACAAAAAAAAAUGCGAUCGUUGCAUUUUCCCUUGUUAGUAAUAAAUUAACUGUUAGACGCUACUCGGGAUAUAUAGUUAAUCUGUAAAAUGUUUCUUGAAAGUACUUAUCAACUGUUUUUAAAGCCUUGCUCAAAUUCAACACAUUUUUUUCAUGAUCUUUUUUUUUCAUGAUUUUUUAUCAAUCGAUUUUGUUUUGUUCAAAUGUAUUUUUGUUUUUUGAUUCUUCAAACAGUUUUUGAAUUUUCAAACAUACUUUUAUGAUCUCGAUUUGUAAACAUAAUUUUUAUGUUCUCGGUUUUUCUUUUCAUCUGUAUUUUUUUCAACCAUAUGUUCUAUUUUUCAACAUAUUUAUUUCUGUGGCAAUAGAUUUUUUAUUUUUUUCAAAAUAUUUUUUAUAAAUUAGGACUUGUUUUUCAAUGCAUUUUUGAUUGUUUUAUUUUAACAGAAAUUUUUUUUUUUAAUGAAAAUAAAUUUUAAAUAUUAUUUAUUAAUAAUAUUUUUUAUUGUUAAUGUAACUUUCUACUGUUUACAUACUACUAUAUUGUUAUUAAUUAUCUAUAUCUUUAUUACCAUCAAUUUUUACAACAAUGUUAACAAAACGUUUUUGAAAUGAUAAUUUUUGAUAUUAACUUUCAAUAUUUUCUACUUCGAAAUACUUAUUAUAAACAAAAAACGAGGUUUUUUCUUUUUUUUUGGUAAAACUUUUAUCGUUAUAGUGUAAAAUAUUUUUAUUCGAGUUAUAAAUAUUAUUUUCCUUGAAAGGAAAUUUAAAGAUUUUUUUUUUUAUAAAUCGUAAUUUUAAAAAAAUACAUUUUCAGAAAUAAAUUUUAUUUUAUUUCACAAAAAGAAGAGAAAAUAACGUGUUAUUGUGCUGAACGUUAGUUAUGUUUUUUUUCCUUUACCAGAAAAUUACGUUUUUACAAUUUUACAUUUUUUAUGAAAUUUUUAUUUUUAUUUCUAUCUUUUACGUUAUUUUUAUUGUUUUUUUUUUGAGGGGGGAGUGAUUGAAGCUAAUGUGUUGAAUCUGAACGAGGAUUGUUGAAUUUGGCUGUAAAAUAGGGGAUGUAAAUUAACAAGAACUUGGCGAAAGCGCACUUUAAAAGAAUUUUUUUUAGGGUUUCGCGCCACAGCACGCAUUACCUUAUUAUUAGUUAGGAUAGAUUUCUUCGAUAUAUUUUGUAAAUAGAUGCGUACGGUACAUUAAUUGAAUUAUUAUUAUUAUUAUUAUUUUAUUAUUAUUAUUAUUAUUAUUAUAUUAUUAUAUUAUUAUUAUAUUAUUAUUAUUAUUAUAAAAAGAAAAAAUCGUAGAUUGUAAAUUUGAAGUAGACAAAUUAUGGUAGCGUUACAAUCCAUAAUGUAACGACAUGAAUAUAUAAGAAAGGCAGGAUUAGGGUAGUUUAAAAAAAAAACUAUGAUAGAAUAAUGGGCCUUGAUACGUCGACAGACUUUUGUGCUCUGGACGGUUCCCCCUUAACCCUCCUCCAAAGUUGCCCUUUUUUUCUAAAGUGUUAAAUCACUUUUAAUUGUACAUAAAAAAAAAUACUACAUAUUAUUCUCAGAUAACUCAUCAUGUUAUAGUUCUUUUGUGAGGCGUUUUUAAUGUAAAGGUGGCAACAAUCAUGUUUUGCUCGUAUAGAAGGGACGCUUAUUUCUCGCCUUUUUUUUCUCUUUUUAAGAAGACAAUUUUUUUGAUAAAAAAAAAUUCAAUCUUUUUAUUUUUCGAUUGAUAAUAGGUAAUUUUUUAAAAAAUUUUAUUGAGCUUUUUAUUAAAAUGAAAGAAAUUAUUUUGUUUCUUUUAUUAAUUUAAUUAGUAAAAUUUUUAAUAUGUUGAAUUUUUCUCAAACAUUUUUUUUUUUAAUCGAAUAAAUCUAAAUAAUUGUAUUUACACAUUUUUUUUUAAAUUGUUCUUGCAUAUAAUUGUCUUCGAUGAGAAAUAUUUAAUGAACUGAAACAGGGAUAAAAGCGUCCUUCGCGAUUGCCCCCGCUCAAAGAAACGAUAAAAUUACUAUAUUUUGUACUUGUGUAAGCGUGUAAGCUACUUUCCAGUAUUGAUAAGAUUUUUGAGAAGGCUUUGAUACUUUUCAAUUUUUUUUUUCUUUUCUUUUCUUUAACAAGGUGAUUAAAUGUGUUCCAUGAUUUAGCAGCCAUGCAAGUGACUGUGAUCUAGAAAAAAAAACAGAAGUAAAGUAAAGUGGCGGCUAUGACACUGACAAUUUUUUCACCACAACUUAUCUUCCUGUCCUGAUAAUUUUUUUGUUUUGAAAUAUUUUUUUUCUUCUUCUUCGAGCUUUACAUAUAUCUAGCUGACUUCCAAGCUAUAUUUCUUAAUCAACUCACUUUUAAAAUGCGAAAACCGCUGAUAAAAAAAAAAUGAAAGAAAGAAACUGUAUAGGAAAAGAAUCAGUUCUCUGAGAGAAAACUUAUUAUGAAUCUAAAUCGGAUUAUCAUAUCUGUACGAUACUAUUAGUUGCUAUUAUCGAUUGUAACAAUUAUUAUUAUUCUAUUGUCCCUUGUUUAAUUUUGAAAUAUUUUUAAAAACUGUUAUAUAAAUAUUAUAUAUAUCGAUCGAAUAUAAUGUUAUGCAAUUAUAACAAGCAUACGAAAAAAAAAAAUAAUGUCACGUGUAGAAGUGCUAAAAGUCUCUCUAUAGAUAUAUAAUAUAUAUUAUACAGUAAAGACGUCUUUUUUGGUCAUAUCUCACGAUACAUGAUUAUAUAAAUAUAUAUUAUACAAUUAUAUAGAAAAUCUUUUGUUUAAUUUUUUUUUUUUUUUUGAAUAAUCGUGUAUCAAUAUUAUUGAAAUUUUUCAGUAUGGAAUGAAAAAAAAAAUCUGUUUUAAAUUAUCAAUGACUAAAGUUAAAACGUUCUUAUUGUAUAUUUAUAUAUUCAACGUACAUCUGUGCAGUAAAAUCCAUCUGUAUAUAUUAUAAUAUAUUUGACAGAAUACGAUUAUGCAGGUAAAAAUACGCGCAUACGUAAACAAUAAAUCAUUAUAUAGAAAAUAUGAAAAUUAUGAUACUCUGAAAAAAAUGUGUCGACAUGUACAUAUAAGGCCUAUUUUCCCAUAAUGUUCAACGCACUCUUUUUUUUUGUCAAAAUUCUUGUUUUCUCAAUUUAGAGAAACACUUGGAUUUUGUUUCCAUAUAUAUAUAUAUAUAUUAUAUAUAAAUAUUAUACUUUUUUGUUUUUGAAUGAGAGUUUUAAAAUUAAAAAAUAACACAAUAUGGAAAGAUGCCUCGAUAUGUAUAAAAUAUAUUUGACGUUUUAACAAAAAAUAUCAGGCAGAGGUAUUAAAAUCUUAACCAAUCCGAUGAAUUCCGUAAAAUCGACCGCAUUGUUUCCGACGAAGUACGAAUUUUAGAGAAUAGAGUUAUGAAGAAUGUGCAUUUUCUUUGCUCAAUCGAAUAGAAUUCUAAAAAAAAGAAAUUCUAUUAUUGUUAUAUAUCAGUCAAUUGAUAUUGACUUUUAAAAAAUUAUUAAAAAAAUUCAGUUUUCUGAAAAGAUAAUGUUUUUCUUUUUAAUAUAAAAAUUUUAAUUUCUACAAGUAAAUUUAAACAAGCUCUUUUUUAGAAUUCUAUUCAAAGAACAAACCGGAUUUUUCAUAGGGGAAACUCGAGAAUUCUCUUUUGUUUCCGGUUUUGAAAAUCUCGUCGAGUUUGUAAAUAAUAUGUAAAUAAAAAGUUAUUCAACCUUUUGAAAAAAAACCAACAUUUUCGCAAUACUAAAAACUGAUUAUUUUUAUUUAAAAAAAAAAUGACAACACAUAAUUAUAAUAAUAGUAAAAUUAUUUUUUUUUCAGAAAUAUUUUGAAUUUAAAAGGAAAUUAAAGUUGAAAAUUACAUUUUAUUAUUCAAUUUGAAAAUUUAGCUAAUGUAAAAAAUUAAAUGUAAAAUGUUUAAUUCUUUUAAAUUAAAUAUUUUAAUAUUUAGCUAAUUUAAUGUUAUAAUUAAAAAUUUUAUAUUUGAAACGAUAAACGAUUUUUUAAUAAAUUGAAAUUAAUUAAUUUUUACAGAAAACUCUCUCUAAAAGAAUAACAGACGAGUUUUUUCAUAAAAUAAAAAAAUCCGGUUUUUGGUACAAAUUAAUGUUUCGGACUUUGAAAAAAAUCCUAUAAAAUUAUUUAUUGAUUAUUGAUAAAGAGGUUGACGCUUGAUGUAGAAAGGGUAAAAAAAACUACUUUUGGAAGUACAAAAAUUUUAAAAAGAAGUUAGUAAAAAAAAUAAAUAAAAAACUUUGUCUCGGAACAGGAUGUUCUUUGCGGAAGUAAAUAUCUCGUGCCUCUUAUUUGCCACAAAGUGCUUGAUAUUGCAGUCGAACGACAAUCUCCAUUCAUUCGGAGUAAAUAUUUGUUAAAAAAAAAAAAUUCUAAUUUGAGUACGAUAGCGACUAAACAGCGAUGAUUUAAUUGAUCCGAUCAUGUACAUAAAAAAAAAUACACACCAUUAUAUUUCUCUUCGAAAUUACAUAGUUCAUUCAUUUAACGCGAAGGAAUUGAAAGGGAAUAUGAACUGUAUUGUAAGUCUCAAAAAGUCAAUUUUAAAAGGGGAUUACCAAAUUUUUCAAUAUUUUAUUAAUGAAAAAUACAAUAAAAUAGUUUUUAAAAAUUAAAAUUCUAACAAAAUUUAUAUUUUAUGUAAAAAAAAAAUUUUUAAUUUGUUUUUUAUCUUUGAAAUUUAUAAUUAACUUAAUUUUUAAAUUAAUUAAAGUAAUUUAUUGUUUUUAAUGGAUUUCCCCUUUUAAAACAAUAAAAAAAACAUAUUUAUUAAUUAUUUAAACUGAUCGAUUGUUAAAUUGCAUUUGUUAAGCUUGACGGGACCAUCAAUUAUUUUUAAAAUUUAAAAAUGAAUUAAUUGUUAAAUUAAAAAUGAAGAAACUAGUAAGAGAUUUUAUUUUCUUUUUUUUCUUAAUCACAAAUUGUACUUAACAAGCGAAAAAUUUAGAAAGGAAUGGCAUUGUAAUAAUAAAAAAAAAAGAAGAGAGACCUGUUCGCCUUUCAAUAAUUGUAAAAGUUUGUAGCUUCCUCCUCAUCCACUUCGCUGUUAAUUAAGUCUUACCGGCCUCUUUUUCUCUUUAAAUUCAACGAGAGAUUAAAAUGCGAAAAGCCUUUCAGUGUUUGAUAAAAUAUUAAUUUUUAAUACAAGAUGCUAUAAAUUUUAUAUAUAAUAAUAAAAAAAAGAAAAACAUUUAGAAGGUUCUAAAUUUAGAAAUUAGAAUUUAAUUUAGAAAUGAAGAAUAUAAACGGAAAAAAUGAAUUCGAGACACAAUAUUUUCGCAUUUAAAUCUCUAGUUUGAAAAAAAAAUUAAUCGUGAUUGGUAGGUUUUAACUCCAAUGUCCAGACAAAAAAAAAUUAAUGAAAAAAAAAACCAGUUCGUCGGACCAAAUUUGUUUCUGGCGCACGCAGAUGUUCUAGUUUUUGAAUAUUAUGACAUCAUGUCAAAAUGUAUGUUUGGAGAGAAAUUAAUCAGUGACAAUUUAUCCAAUGAUAUCACACGCUUUUUGAUCUCAAUUUCAAAAUUUUUUUAAAAAACCUCAUUAAAUAAUUUAAUUGAUUUCUAAUUUAAUUUAAAAAUGACAAAAAAAUUGAAAAUUUAUCAUUUUAUUUAUGAAUAUUUUUGAUAAUUAUGAAAAUUUCUUUCUUUAUUCGAGAUUCGAAGCCUGUGAUAUCAAUUUUGUAUAACAGAAGGCAAGAGUGCACUAUAAUUUUAUAUAUGAAAAAAAAAAUUGUAGAAAAAAUUAUAGAAAAUUUUUAUUUAUAAGUGUAUAAAAAGAAAAUAUUAAAUGUGUCCAUGUUUUUGAAAAAAAAAAAAUGAUUAGCAAGAAGUAGAAUUUAAGGGAGAAUGAGUUUAUUAUUAAAAAAGAGGACUGAAGUGCUUUUUCUAAAAGUAGAACCUUGUUAAAUCGAAUUUUAACGGGAGUGUUUUAAAAAUGUAGUUUGAACAAAUUUGUUAAAAGGAAGGGAACAAAAAAAAAAUUUUUUUUUCUUUGACUUAUCAAGAUUCUACUUGUAAAUAAAAUUAUUUUUAAAAUAGCCAAAUGUUAUCGAAAAAAAAAAUGAUUAACAAAAUAGUUUAAUUUAUGAGAAAAUUCUGCUUCUUGGAUCAUUAGUAAGAAAGUACUUUUCAAACUUAUUAAUUUAACAAAAAAGGAAGAUUUUUUUUUUUCCGUGAAUAUGUAUAAGGAUUAAGCACUCAACUUUUUGGUAUAAAAAUAUUAACAAAAAUGUCUAUUUAUGAACGACAUGGGAUAGAAAGAAAGUCAAUACGUAAUUCUUCCAUUGUGUCUGACUGAAUGAUUUAGUUGAAAUUGUUUCUUUUCCUUCGUUUUAAAAAAAAAAGUGUACAUUCGAAAUGGGUAUUCGAGUAUGCUGUACAAUUAUUUUACAAAAAAAAAAAAAGAAAAAAAGAAAAAAAAUGUAAAGGAGGCAAAAUAUAUUCAAUGUUCGAGGACAUCA